Rotaria sp. Silwood2 is the source of this 258-nucleotide messenger RNA. NCBI's taxonomy places the organism in Eukaryota, Metazoa, Rotifera, Eurotatoria, Philodinida, Philodinidae. The record is from the annotation of a GenBank genome assembly.
AUGCUUGUAAAAAGUAUACAUUUCUAUGUUUUAUUGAUCGCUGUUUAUUCAUUUCCACAAUUAAUUUUGUACAAUACUGAUCAACAAAUGAACACGAUUAUACAACUUCACCAUGAUUGCCUUUAUUAUGAAGUUGAUGAUAAAAUCGUUAAUUAUGGGAUUCAGAUGAAAUUAAUUUUUCAAAUUAUUCCCUAUUGUAUUCGACCAUUAGAUAAUGAAACAAAUAUAAAUAUUAUUAAUGAUACUAAUGAAUUUCAC